This is a messenger RNA of Stylonychia lemnae, 372 nucleotides long. The record is from the annotation of a GenBank genome assembly. NCBI's taxonomy places the organism in Eukaryota, Ciliophora, Spirotrichea, Sporadotrichida, Oxytrichidae.
AUGGAGGAUCCUUAAUUUUUGAAAGUUAAAAUUAUUGAUUUUGGAUUAUCAUGCAAAAUAAAUGACAAAGUUAAACUGAAUCAGCGAUGUGGAACACCAGGAUAUAUAGCCCCUGAAGUCUUGAACAAUGAAGGUGCCUCCCCAGAGAGUGACAUUUUUAGUCUCGGAUGCAUGCUAUAUAACAUAUUAAGUAGGAAAAAUUUAUUUGAGGGUUUAGAUACUAAAGGGAUUAUUAGAUCAAAUCGAGUAGAUAAUCCGAUCGCAAAAUUGCUUAGUUUAAAAAAUAGACACCCUUGGUUCUAGAAGUCUUAAAACAAAUUAUCUGUCCAAUAAAUUAACAAUGACAAAGUGGCUUUAGAACAAAGAAAAUGA